Molecule: messenger RNA, 637 nt
Organism: Vitrella brassicaformis
Lineage: Eukaryota; Vitrellaceae
Source: the annotation of a GenBank genome assembly
AGUCCUAUGGGCAGCCCAACACGACGUCGGCCGACCGCAGCGCAGAGAUCUUAUCGGCUGAGCGGACCCUCCUGCUCAACCGGGCGUCGUGCUAUCUCAAGCUGCACCGAUACAGAGAGGCCGUCAGCGACUGCGGUCGCUGACGGCCGCUCUCACACACACGGAGGACGCCACGGCUUCGCCUGAGGACCGCUCGGCGGCCAUGAAGGCGCACUACCGCCGAGGAAUCGCCUGUGCGCGUCUGCACCACUGGCGCGAGGCGUGUGGGGACCUGCUGAAGGUCGCCAUGUGCAGCCCUGUGGAUGGUGAUGGUGAGAUGGCCGCCAAGAUGAAGAGAAAGGCCCGGGGGCUGGUCAAGGAGUGCAUAUCGGAGUAUCGGAGGCAGAGGGCCGGCGAGUGGAAAAGACAGAAGGAGGCGUGGAGGGACAGGGAGACAUGACUGAUGAUUGUGUGACACUGUGUGGGUUUCUCUCAGAGUGUUGAUUGCUGGUGAGACACUUCCUUUUUCAUCCCCAAUCAAGUAUGGCCUUCUGGUAUGUGCGGCUGCGGCUCCACAGACAGGAGCUUUCGCCCGUGUGUGUGUGUGUGUAUUGCAUCUUGGACUGAUUCUUUGAUCCUCCAUUGAUUUGUCCGUUUG